Messenger RNA from Didymodactylos carnosus, 1090 nucleotides. The record is from the annotation of a GenBank genome assembly. NCBI's taxonomy places the organism in Eukaryota, Metazoa, Rotifera, Eurotatoria, Philodinida, Philodinidae.
AUGGGAACUGUUGCGCCCAGUGUUUCUUACGCUCGAAAUAUUUUAUUAAUACUUUUUCUAUCAUUCGUUUUAGUAAUAUUUCUUUAUCCCAAAGACAAAAGCACAAAUCAAUUUAAAACUCAACUGUUGCUUUUAUUACGACAAACUCAACUGGCACCAGCGCAACUAGAUGAAGCACAUUUCUACAAGCUUUAUCCCUCACUGAAAGAUCCCCAAGAGAAAAACGCUAGCAACUCGUCGUCGUUGCCAUUGAUUUUAAGACAACAAGCAAUUGCCAUUUGUAUUAAUUAUAAUUAUGAUCCCGAUGCGAGCGGCCAUUCUUUAAAGUCAAUAUUAACUUAUUAUUCUCUGAUACACCAGUAUUUGAUCAUUCUAACACCGUCACCAUUAGACAAAUUAUCGCAGAAGAAUCAAGCCAUAUUAAAACAGUUUAAUGCGAAACAAACAUCAGUUGUACAACAGCCAAACAAACAUCUGCUAUUACAACAAGUUAACAUUACAUUGUCACAUCUUAAGCAAUCAAAUCUUUAUCAUGUUGAAUGUACUAAUGCAUCGCGUGGCUUUUAUCAGUACAAAUGUAUAUCAUUGUGUGCACAGUUUGGGGAUAGACUAAAACAAUCUGAUAUAUUCUCAACAUUACACGGUGUAUUAUAUCUGUCUGAUGAUGUUUUCUUUAAUUUCACUCAAGUAUUCGCUCAUCUUGAACGUUAUUCAUUCGAUGAAUUUUGGAUAACUUCAUCUAUUAAUUAUGUAAAUCUUACAAGUGGAAAACUAGGCGCAAAAGAAUUGAAAAAUCCUUGGUGGCAUUACAGAAAUGGAUGGGAACGUUUUCGUAAGUUGUUCAAUACAGAUUUGCCAAAAGACUAUCGAAAUAUAUUCAAGAUAUUGUAUGGUCCCGACAAUGUUUUAACAUCAAGUUAUUCAGAUGUAAUUUAUAUUCCUUUUGCUGAUAAUCAAUUACGGACAUUUGUAAAAAUGGUUGCUUUAGUUAUGUCCUUAUAUCCAGAAGUAUUUUGUGAAGUUAUAAUAACGACACUCGUUGAUUUAACUAGUUCAUUAUGUAAUCAUUGGCCUUAUCAGAACGACAGAG